Molecule: messenger RNA, 1205 nt
Organism: Paramuricea clavata
Lineage: Eukaryota; Metazoa; Cnidaria; Anthozoa; Malacalcyonacea; Plexauridae
Source: the annotation of a GenBank genome assembly
AUGAAACCUUUAUCCGCAAGAGAUCGCCGAUAUUCUGUAAGUAAUGCAUUUAGUAAUUAUGUUUUUACUAUUGCCAGUCGUCAGUCCUUAAUUUCGUUCAAUGUGAAUAUGUUAUAUAAGAAUGCAUAAUAAAUCGUGCUAUAUAUAUUCAUUAAAAUUAUAUGUAUUCAUUACCUAACAGGUAAUAAAUGCUAAGCGGUCAAGUACAUUGCUAAAAGAGGAAGGUGAACCCUCCACCUCGACUGAACAAGGUGAAACCUCAACAAUGGCUGAAGUUUAUACUGACAAAGGUGAACCAUCUACUUCAACAUUGGCUGAUCAAGAUGAACCCUCAACAUGGCCUGGGCCUAGUGGUACAGAGGAUACAUUUGUCCAAGCAAUUGCCAGGUUGGUAGUUGUAAACUAUUGUAUUUACUUAAUAUUAUUUUAUUUUAGACUAGCACAAGUGAAAAUACAAAAGAUGGUUGGUGCCAAACUGUUGAAGUUGCUUGUAAAAAUUGCACAAAGCUGAAAUAAGAGCUACUGCGAUUGAAGCAGACAAUACAGUUUUACCAAUCCAAAUUAAAUUUUUGUAAGUCAGCAAUCAUUAUUUUUGAUCGCCUAGUUACAUUAAUUUCACUAUAAUAUUAAAAAAUUAUGAGCAUGGCUUUAUUUACUUUUAUAAUAUAGCAUUUGUAAAUUCUGAAUGCUGAUUGGCUAAGAGCCAUGUUGAUAUAACUCAACGUCAACACAGAAAAGUCGGAAAAUUUCUUUCUUUGUAUUUCUAUGUGCUAUAUUAUAGACACUCGUGGAAAUUGGGAAAACUCGAAAUUGUGUGAAAACACUCCGCCCUUUGAGUUCGUGUUUCCACAAAAUUUCUUGUUUUCCCUAUUCCACUCAUGUUGAUAUAACUGUAUAUCAGCAUGGAAAAUGUUUUAUAUUUGUUAAAUAAUUUAUGUAUAAACUUAAUAGAUGAUGAAAAGUUCUGUGAUGAUCAUGAUGUUGGCACAAUCAGUACAACCCAUGAUGACAGUGAAGACAGUGAUGAUGAUGCUGGGGAUAAUGAUAGUGAAGAUGACAGCAAUGAUGGUGAUUUGUUGGAGCCAUCUUCUCAAACAGAGACAGAAGAAGAACCAAUGAUGGUGGACGAAACAGUUUCAAGUGAUACAGAGCCAGAGGAUGAAAGGAUUGUCCUCGUAAUAAAAAAUAAUUACAAAAAAAUUUGA